AUGAAUGUGACAUAUAACUCUCAUAGUAGCACCAACAAUACAGGAAAUUUUAUGUCUUUAGGGAAUUAAAAUCCUCAAUAAAAUAAUUUUUACCAUAAUGGCUUGACUUCAAAUACUUAAUCUCAUUAUAUGGGCUCAUAAUCAAUACUCGGCCAAACAUAACCCCCUUUUUAUUAAAAUAAUUCAGGAUAUAUACAUCCAUCAGGAUUGUAAGGCAUCUCAAAUAUAAAUUCAACAUAAGCAAAUAUGCUUAAUCAAAAUUUGAGUCUUACUCUAAAUGGCAUCAUUAACACUCAAUCUGCAAUGAAUAAUUAAAUUUCUUAACCUCCUUAGAUUAUUUAAUAUCCUAUUUACGAUCAUUUUAUAAUAAUUGAAUGUGGCUUUGAUGAUUAGCCUUAAUCUGGUUCUCAAAUGCGUAUUGAAGAUGCUGUUUCACCCUCUGCUUAAAAUACAUCUAAUCUGAAUAGUCUUAAUGCUUAGCCCAAUUCUUCCUAAAGCAAUAACAAUAAUAAUUUAAAUAAUGUAAUUAGUUGUUCACAAAAUAUUAUUCGUGAUAUGCAUUGGGGAGUAUACAGCGUGAAAGAAAGGAGACUUAUUAAAGAUUAAUAUUAUGAUUUUUCCAAUCUAGACAAUAAAGCUAUCGUAUAAUCAUCUGAUUCAUUUACAUCUAGUGCAGCUGCUGCCACCUAACAAAUCGAAGAUGUUGGAGUUAUACCUGCUUCAGCACUUCCUGGAAGAAGGAAUUCAAACUAAAAGUUAGAAAAAUCCCCUUCUGCUCUAAGCUCUAGUGGAAAAAGCGGGAAAAAGCCGAAUCCUCUCAGCCCCCUCUACACUUCCGUGGCUAAUGCUCUAAACACAUUAAUAGAUUUUAUAGAUAAAGAGAUUACUUCAAAAUAAUUAAAAUUUGUUACAGUUUUAAACAGUGAAACUAUGAACCCUAAUAUAUUGCCACGUUUGAUUGAAGAAAGCAAAGUCUCUUCAAAAGGAUUUUUUGAAUAUUAUUAUUUUUUAUAAAAAGAAUGCAGUGAUGUUUUUAAUGUUAAACCUUAAGAAUUUACUUCAAUAGGCUCUAUCAUGCAAUAUUUAUCAUUAAGAGAGAAACAGGAUAAUGUUUCCACCAAGAGUUUAUUUAAAUGCAUGUCUAAGCUACUUACUCUCAUUCUAGCUGCUGAUCAUAAAUUUACCAGUUAGCCUUUACGUAAUAAUAAAUUAGCUUUGGGUUAUACAUCUUCUUCAUAAAAUACUCCACCUUAGGUUAAUCCUCAAAACAUUCACUCCUUCAAAGGCAAUAAUCAUUCAUAUAAUUUUCUUAAUUCAGGAGCCUCCCUUUCUACGGGCUUUGGUGCAGCAUAAAAUAUGUAUUCAAAUAAUUUCUCCUAGCAGGCUGCUUCUAAUCACAUCUAUUAGACAGGAGGUAAUUUUUUUGUUGGCUCUACGAAAAGUGUUCCUCCACCAAAUAAUUCAACUUAAAAUAAUACCUCCAAUCAAACUCAAUAGCAGUCGUAUAGUCAUUCCCUUAUACUGCCGCUGGGAGGAACUAGUAAUCGUAAGAGCAUAGAUAUUAGUAAUUACCCUAAUCCUUAUGGCAACAAUCAGCAAUAAUUUAAUCUUGUAUAGCAGGGAAAUACUGGUUCAAGCACAAAUAUAAUUGACCUGAGCUCAGAUCCCUCUUUGUAAGAAGAAGUAAAAGGCUAGCAUAAGGAAUAAAUAAAAGAAAUAACACCUUUCAGUUAAUCUUCCUAAUCUCACUCUUAGUAGACAAAUUAAAAUACUUUAUCUCAGUAAGCUGCAACAUAAAAUGCAUCUAAUUUAGGUUCUUUGAUGGAGGGAUUAAAGAGCAGUGGAUAAAAUUCCAAUCUAAACUCAUCAUAAGUAAUUAAUGCCUCUCUCACUAAUACAUAAUCAAAUGGUGUAGGAAAUUCAUCGGCUGUAUAAAAUUAACAGAAUAACUCAUCACAUAAUAGUCAAGCAAUUGAAAAGGAUAAAUCCCGCUCUAAAUCAAAACAGUAUAAUAAAAAAGAAGAAAAAAGCCACAGCAAAAGCAGAUAUCGCUACUCUAGUAGGCGAAAGAGUAAUUCAAGAGAUAACAGCAGCAGUCAUUAAUAAGAAAUGAACAAAAAGAGAAGAAGUAGCUACUCUUCUUAACGCUCGCCAAGUUCAUCAAUUCGCAGAUAGCACAACUAAUCUUCUAAUUAAGCUAGUUUGUACAAUCCUAAAAGUAGAAACGAAAACAAUAAUCCCUAUUAUAAGAACAGAAAAGGCUACAUUCCUUAUAAUGCCUACAAUAAUCGUAAGAAUUAUAACCAAAAAAGUGCAUCAAGUUCUAGCAAAAGCAACAGCAGAAGUCGUAGUCAUAGCCAUAGUCGUAGUCGCAGCCGUAGUAGUAGAAGUAAAACUAGCAGCAGCAUAAGCAGUAGAGUAGAAUAAAACAGAUUUAACUAUAGAAAGGGAAAUGGCAGUAAAUCUCCAUCUCAACAAAAUAAAAGAGAUUUUUAUAAGGGAGGCAACAAUAAUAAUUAUUACAACAAGAAUAAACAUUUUAAAAAGUAUGACAACUACAAGAGAAGAAAUAGCUAAAGCAACGAAAGAGGAGGAUACCAAUAUGGUAGGUACUAAAAUUAUCGACAUGAUCACUAUUAAAACAAUAGAUCUUACAACAAUGGGCCAGAUGGUGAGUACGGCAGCAGUAAUUAUAAUAGGAAAGGUGAUAGUAGAGAAAGAUAUCCACCAUCUACACUAAAUAAACGAGCUUCUGUAUCUAAAAGUCACUCUGCAGGAAGAGGCAGCAUUUAAAGGUAGAACAACAACAAUAUGUAUGGAGGAAACCAACAAUCUUAAAAUCCUUACAACUCAUAGUCUAAAUACAAUUAAUAUUACUACUACCUCAAAUUCAAAGACCUUCCUAAUUGCAGCAAGCAAGACUUAUACAAUUUCAUAAAAAAUAAUUCAAAUGUUAGAGUGUACAAAGAAAAUAUUUUCUUGUUAGCUGACAAAUAUGAUAAUUUUAGUGGAGAGGCCUACAUUCGCUUAGAAAAAGAAAGAGAUGCAAAUGAUUUGUAGUAUUUAAGCGGAAAGGAGUUUGAUCUCAAAAAAAUUUCAAUAGAUAAGAGUUCACAUGAUAGCUUUAAAAGAAAAAAUAUAUUCCAUGAGAGUGUAAGUUCAAAUAGCAAUUCGCCAAACAGAUAUUAAGGCACUUAGAAUAAAUACUAGUCCAACACUUAGCAACAUAAUUCAUAUUAAAAUUAAGAUAAAUUGAAAUAAAAUAAUAGCAGAGAUAAAUCUUAAAAUCGUACUAAAUCUUCCUCAAAAAGAAAGGAGGCACAAAAUGCAUCUUCUUCCUCUUCAUCAUCAUCUUCGUCUUCCUCCUCCUCAUCGUCUUCCUCCUCUUCAAAUAAAUCAGAAGCUUCUGAUAAAUAAAAGCCCUAAGAAAGAUAAAAGGAUUAGGAAGAAAACACGAACAAAAAUGAUAGUACCAACAAUAAAAGCUAAUAAGAAAAUAUCAAUGAUAAUAGCAAUAAAAUUAGCAAAAGUCCAAGCUAAGCCAAAUAAAACACUACUGCAAACAACAAUUAGUAAAAUAAAUAUUUAGAAGUUAAAGAGUAAAAUAACAAUAACAAUAAUAACAAUAUAAAUUCUAGCAGUAACAACAACAACAACAAUAAUAAUAAAUUAAGUAAUAGCAGCAGCAAUUAAUAUUAAAAUAUUCAAAACAAAUAUCAAAAGCACAAUCGAUAUGAUAGAAGUAGAAGUGCUAGUAGAAGAAGCAGAAGUAGCAGCUAAUUUGAUCGCAGAUCUUCAUCAGCAAAUAAGCCUAUUGAUUUUAAAAGCAAAAGAGUUCUAUAAUAAUAUGGAAUACUUCGUAUAAGAGGAUUACCUUAUUCAUGUAAGACGAAGGAAAUUUAUGAAUUCUUUAAAGAUUUUGAAAUUGUACAAGAUGGUGUUAAAAGAGUUUAUAAUUAUUAAGAAUAAAAGCAAACAGGAGAAAGCUUUAUAAUAUUAAAAAAUAAAGAUUAAGUAAGAGAAGCUAAGUAAAAACUUCAUGGAGAGAGAAUUUUUCAAAGGUAUAUAGAAGUUUUUCAAUCAGAUCCUAAUGAAUUCCUAGAUUAUUUAAUAGAUAAAAUCUUACCUCAAAGUAUAAGUAGCAAAAACAAUCGUAAUCGCUAUAACAAUUUUGAAAAUAGAAAAAAUUUCAACAAUCUAAAUAAUAAUAAUAAUAACAACAACAACAAUAAUAGAUAUAAUUAAGAUCGCCCAUUCUACUAUGAUAAAAAUGAAAGAAAUUAUUCGAAUCCUCAUAAUAACAACAACAAUAACAAUAGCAAUAAUGGAGAUGCAAAUAAGUUUAGAAAUAAAAAAUAUUAAGACAAGCACAGUAGAGAUGAUGAAAGUAGUGAGCUUGAUUAUUGA
Tetrahymena thermophila SB210 is the source of this 4407-nucleotide messenger RNA. Its product is annotated as RNA recognition motif 1 in heterogeneous nuclear ribonucleoprotein hnRNP protein. Gene Ontology annotation, molecular function: RNA binding. NCBI's taxonomy places the organism in Eukaryota, Ciliophora, Oligohymenophorea, Hymenostomatida, Tetrahymenidae. The transcript has a single exon. The record is from RefSeq and is a predicted model, not a curated record. Gene Ontology annotation, cellular component: ribonucleoprotein complex.